GGUAGCAUGUGCCUCCAAACACUGAAAGCCCAAGUGCCCGUGAGUGAGUCAUUCGCCCUCGUCUGCUGCGUGUCUUGAGAACUUUUCCAAGAUCACGGUUUUCGGGAUUCCGCUCGGAUGUUACGUUGAUUUUCAGCUCGAAAUCCCCGUCACGCAGUGCUUGUUUCACCCCCUCGGUCGAAUUUUGUUUCGUGCACCAGUGUCUUUUUUUCGUGAGUGGUCGUCCUACAUCAUAAUCAAGUGUGCAACAACGUAUAUACUCUCUUGUGACGUCAAUCGUGCGUUUUGAAGUCCUCGGUGGCAAAAUGACAGUGUUGGUGAACGCGCCCUGAAAGUGCUCGAACUCAUCCGGAAUGAGUAGUGUUAGUGGGAACGGGGUGCCCUCGGGGGGCUCGGGGUCAGCCUCGCUCAAAGUGGGGUCGAAAGUGGGGAUGGGUCUGGGCAAGCCGGUGCCCCCUCCGACGAUCCCACAAACUUACGGAAGCACAUCCCCGUACCGGAUUUCUUCUUUGGACAAGCUCGCUCAGCGCUACAACAACCUCUCCGGCACGACCCUGAACGGAUCUAGUCUCGGUUCCACCGCCAAGGAUAAGGAACCCAGCGCCGCCCUUAACGGAACAUCAAGCUCUGAUUCACUGUUGCUCUCGAAGCGGGAGCUUUUUUUCAAAAACGAGACGGCGUCGCCAGGGGCCACGGCUACGAGCAAUGGGCCCUCGAACCCCCCGCCCGCGGUCCCCAACUCGGCGCCCCCGACGGGACCCCCCGCGCCCCCCACCGCUACCUCCCUGAAGGAGUCCCUCUCGAAAAGGAUCGCCGAAAGAGUCAACGCAGAAGCAGCAGCAUCAGAAAAUGGUACCGAGAACAAAGAGAAGUACAAUAAAUUGGAAAAGGAUAAAACUGUACCUGAGCGGAAACUGAAGGAGUUAGAUGGUUAUGUAGGUUUUGCCAAUCUCCCAAAUCAAGUUUACCGAAAAGCUGUCAAAAAAGGUUUCGAGUUCACCAUUAUGUUAGUAGGUGAAUCCGGUCUUGGAAAGUCAACGUUGCUCAACUCAAUGUUCCUAGCGGAUAUUUAUGGUCCAGAGUAUCCAGGUCCAUCGCAUAGGAUUAAGAAAACAAUAAUGGUUGAAACACAGAGAUGUUUGCUGAAAGAAAAUGGAGUGAAUCUCGUCCUCACUGUGGUAGAUACACCAGGUUUUGGUGAUGCUGUUGACAACUCUAACUGUUGGCAACCUGUUAUUGAAUUUGUUGAAUCAAGGUAUGAUGAAUUCCUCAACUCAGAAUCUCGGGUAAACCGGAAACCACAGCCUGACACGAGGGUACACUGCUGUCUCUACUUCAUUGCACCCUCAGGACAUGGUCUUAAACCUUUAGAUGUAGAAUUCAUGCAGAGACUGCAUGAAAAAGUAAAUAUUAUUCCUAUCAUUGCCAAAGCUGACACGCUUACGCCCGAUGAAUGUACACAAUUCAAAAAACAAAUUUUAAAUGAAAUAGCGCAACAUAAAAUCAAAAUAUAUGAGUUUCCAGAAACAGAUGACGACGAAGAUGCCAAACAAAACAAAAUUCUGCGAGAUCGUGUUCCUUUUGCAAUAGUUGGUUCCAAUACAGUGAUAGAAGUCAAUGGAAAGAAAGUCCGGGGUAGGAAGUAUCCUUGGGGAAUCGCAGAAGUGGAAAAUUUAGAGCACAAUGAUUUCAUUGCCCUACGAAAUAUGUUACUACGCACACAUUUACAAGAUUUGAAAGAUGUGACAAAUAAUGUUCAUUAUGAAAACUUCAGGUGUCGUAAAUUGGCAGUUCUUGGCCCAGAUGGCAAACAAGGACAAGGUUUCAACAUUUUCUGCCCGCAAGGAGUCAUUGACAACACUUUCAUGACUGUUUGGAACCCGCUUGCUCAAUUAGAGGAGGAGAAACGUGAACACGACAUUCGAAUCAAGAAACUGGAAGUAGAGAUGGAGCAAGUCUUUGAAAUGAAAGUUCGAGAAAAGAAACAAAAAGUUAAGGACUCAGAACUUGAUCUUCAAAAACGGCAUGAACAAAUGCGCAAAAAUUUGGAGCAACAAAUUAGAGAACUAGAAGAUAAAAAGAAUGCUCUAAAAGCAGAAAUACUAGACUGGGAGAAUAUGAAUGGUGUAAAAUUGGACGACCUCAGGCGUAGAAGUCUUGAAAGAGAUCAAGGGGACGGUAAAGAGAAAAAAUCAAAGAAGAAAGGCCUCUUCCAUUCGUAAGCCUCAAAGGCUGAAAUGAUUCAUGUUAAAAUUCCAUCUGCUGCGCACCAUGAGGUUCUCAGCGGGAAGAUGGAAGCAACCUAAUCUGUAACAAAUGUGAAUAAUUUUUUUACCAUUACUCUGUCCAUAAGUUUCCUUAUUUUAUCUUAAGACAUUCUCAGUAAGGUAUUUAUUCAUCUCAUGCAACAAAGCCAUUUUUCAAGGAGGUUUGUUAGCUUUCCUGUUCUUGUCAAGCUUUUGACGCAAAUUUCUUGAUUACUAAUCAGAGGUGUGUGUUUCAACUCAUUUUUUUUUGUGCCCAUCUUUCCAUCAGUUUUUCAUUUAUUUAUUUGUGUCCCCCUCCUCCCCUCUACCCAAAACAAAUUUUUAAAUGCUUAUGAGAUACGCAACUAGUUGUAUAGAUCUUAUGUUAUCUUAUAGAUUUUUUGAUAAGAUCUCUCUCUAAUUGUACUCUCACUAUGUCUGGAAAAGAUUUAGGCGGAUGAUUUAGCCUCUACCUUGCACUGAGAUGAUUGUCCCAUUUCACAAACUCUCGUGUUUAGUAAGCUCGUUAUGUUGCGCAACAAGUCUUGACUCAUUCUGACUUACACUGGAAGUUGCUAAUAAUUUCCUUUGUGAUAUUUUUUUCUUUUUUUCAACGUAUGAACAAUCAAGUCAUAGUCCUUUUAAGUUUUAUUCAGGAUUGGAGAAUUCAUCGACCUCCUUUCUCCUUCAUUGGAAUUCCAUUUCUAAGUAGAAUUUCUGUCUACUGCUAAAAAUUUUAGUAUGUUUGUUAGUAAUUUUUUGACUCUUAGUGCCAGUUAGGCAGUGCCACAACUUUCUCUGAACUAUUUAACGUGAUUCUGUAUUUGCUGGGGCCAUAAUAUUUGGUUUAGGUACUAUGACAAAUCAACGAAGUAGCUUUAGUAUUCCAAAGCAAAUUUCUCAAUUAUUCUGAAAAAAUAUUGGUGAUUUAGUGAAUUAAGCUUUAACUCAUAAUACUCAUUUAUAUUUAUGAAGUUCUUUAUGCAUAAUGUGAAUUGUUAUUGUUAUCAUACAUUUUGGAAGCGCUCAAGAUUUUAUCUCCUCUCUUCUUUUGGAAUCCAAAAUCUUGCCAAAAUAAUAUAAUUUUCUGAUUCCCGCAAGAACUUAUUAGAAUAACCUCUGAGCAUGCAGAGGUCCUCCUUGAGGGUAGAGAGACCUUUCGUUUGGUAUGUAUUCAUUUUUUCCCUCGCGCCUCAAAACUAUGCAAUAUUUUCAAACCCAGUCUAGAAAAUUUUGAUCACUCACCUGCGUUGUUUGAACUCCUGUUUCUGACAUGCAUUUGUAUGAUUUUAAAUUAAUUGCCUUCAUUCAAUAAUGGUAUGCUAAGUUGACAGUAUAGUAAAUUUAACUGAAUUUAAAGUUUUGAAAUCAUUACUAGGUAAAGUAUAGAUUGGACAUUACUAAAAUCAAAGAAUUCCGAAACAUUGGAGCAGCUUCUAAUUAAUGACAUUUUAAUGACUAGUUUUACUCGGUAGUAUCAGCCAGAUCAGAGGUAUAGAGUCAAGUUCUUUCAGUCUUGAUUUCUCAACCAAUCCUUCUUGGACUCUUUUUUUUCUAGGUAGAAGAGACCAAGAAGUCAAAACCAGCAUUUGGAAUUUUUAUUCUGCUGCUUAUUCGAUUUUCAUUUUCUUGUCCCUCGCGGUAGAGGAAGUCUUGUCGUGUAUAAUUUCUCGUGUAUUGUGAAGGCGAAAGUAAGCUGUCAAUAACACAAAACCGAAAAAUUAAAAACAAAAACCAAACAAAACGAACCCACUACAUUUGUAUCUCAGAAACCUGCAGAGUAUUGCAUUUACUAUUUAUCUUGCUUAAAUGUACAUUCCAAGAUAUUCUUUCCAAUUUUCAAGUGCAAUCAUUGCAUAUUCCAGUCCAUUGAUGUCUUAUUCUUUCAACUUUUCAAUUCAACUUUCAUAAAUGCAUUUCAAGUAUGACUUUUUAAACAAGCUCAAAUUAUCAUAUAGAAGGAUGCCUUUCUGCCAAUUACAGGGUGUCUAGUGUCUACAGACUCUGCGGAGAAAAGUGCCCUGACUUUCUACAUAAUCAAUCCACACGCAAAGAGCUGAAAUGUAGAAAUUUUUGGCAUUCAUUUUAUGCAAUCUGUGAAGCUUUUUUUUGUCGGAUAUUAAUUGUUAUAUAAAGUAACUAGGAUUGCUAUUUCUUAUUAAAAUUUAUUCUUCUGUUCACUAUCAAGAUUAAAACUCGGAGCAUUGAACCCCGAAUCAGACCAAGAUUCAGUUUGAUUGUGUGGACAGCCCUGAUGUUUUUUAAGAUUUUAAAUUUCUAGAUUUUUCAAAUUUUCAGUCUUUCCUUACAAUUCUCAAACUUUUACCGGUUUUCUAGACUUGUAGACACCCUAAAUUAGCAAGUUCCUAUUUCACAAUGUUCUUUGUUCUUUUCCCUGCCCCGCAAUAUUUCAUCAGAUAUGUUGCCCAUCAGCUAAGAUCAACAUGUUUCAGUUCAUAAAGUUUAAACCAAAAGUGAAGGAUAAAAAUUUCAGUAUUUUUUAAUAUCUUUGAAUAUCUAGAUCUGGAUAAUAAUCUUGUUAUGUGUAUUACCGACAGAAAAGACGCAGCCAGAACUUAGGUUUAUUAGAGACUAGACCGCUUCUAGUCAUGACUUUUGAAGUCUUUAUGAUCCAAUAUGUAAAAUUGCGUUACAUCUGAAUAAUAUCUAUGUUUAACUAUUGCUCUAAUGUUCUUUACAUACCUCUUAGUUGCUAAUAACUCUCAUUGGUAGAAAAGAGGGUAGUGCCCUUAGUUUCAACAUUAUUGCAAGUCCAGCCAUGAGCUCUUGAAUUAACAAGUGAUGCUGUGAUGUCUGUAAAUACUUUGCCCAUGCCCUGGUUUAAUUUUCAAGUAAAGAUAUCUUAUUUGUAAAGUAUGAAACACUGUUCUAACAUUAGUUGCUUUCAUUCUGUACAUUAUGCAUCUUACUUAUCUCGUGUAAAUGUCUCGAAGUAGCUGCUUCUCUUUUGUUCUAUAAAUUCAAUUUACUGUCACUAAAAGAGCACCUAGUUGCGAGGAAAUAGCUAGUUUCGAAAUCUUACUAAAGUAAGACCCUUCAUAAUGCUUCUGAAAAUACCUCUCAGCAAUUGAUAAUAAGGCUCCCUCAAGUUUACUUCAUCUUCUUUCAUCUAUAAAUAAUCAUGUACAAAUACUUUAUAAAUUAUUACUUCCACUUAUGCAAGUCUUCUUAAUUUUUUACUAUUAAAAUACAUCUGAUCUUUUUUAAGUCACCUAAUGAACUCACCAAUUACUAUUUUUUUAUGAUCGAAUUGGUGCCAUUUUAAUUUAAUUAUUGUUUUUAUUUUUUUACACUUUGUUAAUUAGUUCAUUGUGUCUCUCCUACCCAUAUGUGUCCCGCCCACAAACUGUCUUGUUUCGCAUUAUUCCCAUUUGUCCAUCCUCUUCCGUUGAAAGUAUUGCUUCAGAUCCUGGUUUGUUCUCUCGCUACUUUAUAGAUGACCUCCAUGUAUGUAGACACUAGGAACUUACAAUUAAUGGUUUAGCUUUUUCCAACGAUCUUCUCCAUAAUCUUUAAUCUAUUAUCCAAACCAGUCCCAGAGAGAGACUGCACCAAUAAUGACCAAUGGAUUGAAGAGCACUCUCAGGAAAAUAACAGUAUCAUAUUUGCUAAAAUAUAUGUUUCCAAUUUCAAAAUUUAAUCUGCUGUAAGAUUGUUCAAAAAGGUUUUCUGACAUUAGCUCUAUGAGAACUAGGAUCAUCUAUUAAAAGUUUUUCCAGCCCCAGCAUAAGUUUGGGUGUACUACUUGUCUCUUCUCAAGUAUGUGGAAGACAAGUCGAUUUAUCAUUUAUAUUGGAGCUAGACUUUCAAGUUUAAUUUUAUGGUUCAUAUUAUGAAAGCAUGCAUUUGAAUGUUCUCCCUUGGGUUCUGUACAAUUUAGGGUUACCAAUCUCUAUAGUUGCCCAAAAUUUUAUCUGAGCCUUUCUUUUCCCCAUCCUGUUAUCCUGCCACCGUUAUUUAUUUCCCUAUUCAAAUGGUAUAAAUAGUUAAAUUGAGUGUUUGUUGUGUGUUUUUAAAGUCGUACAAGUUACUAAAAUAAACUUCAAUAAUCAUACGUUCAAA
Molecule: messenger RNA, 6329 nt
Organism: Bemisia tabaci
Lineage: Eukaryota; Metazoa; Arthropoda; Insecta; Hemiptera; Aleyrodidae
Gene: pnut
Product: septin 7-like protein pnut
Molecular function (GO): GTP binding
Source: RefSeq, a predicted model, not a curated record